This is a messenger RNA of Trichomonas vaginalis G3, 345 nucleotides long. Its product is annotated as glycoprotein 38 family. The record is from RefSeq and is a predicted model, not a curated record. Lineage: Eukaryota; Parabasalia; Trichomonadida; Trichomonadidae. The transcript has a single exon. The coding region runs from base 1 to 345 and encodes 114 amino acids.
AUGAACGAUAUUGCAAAUGUUUCAAUAAAGGAAGUCAAAUCUCCAUCAGAAGAGGCAUCAGAAUCUUUGUUUGGAGAAGACAUCUUUUACGAAAUUCCACUUGGUGUUAGAACAGAAAAAGAACUUCAGGGAAAAACGCAAGAAGAAAACCCAGAAGGAAAACCAGAAGAGAAUAAAGAACAAGAAGAGGAUAAGAAAGAAGAAAAAGGAGGCCUAGGCACUGGAGCAAUUGUUGGAAUAGUAGUUGGAGUUGUCGCUGCUAUUGUUAUUGUCAUUGUUCUCGUUUGGUUCUUUGUCUUAAGAAAGAAAUCAGAUAAUAAUGAAUCUAGUUCAACCAGUAAUUAA